AUGGCCGAUUCAUCCCUUCUUAGAGCAUCCGGCUCGUCGCGUUCAUCGUGGCCACUCCCCGAUGCUCCUGAUCCUCCUGUAAUCACAACAUUUCUCCUCCAGUUCUUGACCGGCUCACAGGUAGUGCAAAUUAAACGACAAUUCUUCUUGUCGUUGCGUCGAAACAAACAGGUCAUGUGGACUGGCAACAAUCGCAAAGAGGCACAGGAAUGGGCGGAUCAGAGAAGCAUGCGGACAUUGUCGACCGCUAUGGGGCCGCUUCAGCACGGCGACGACCCACGAUGUUUCCUACCGAGGAAUGACCAAAAGAGACGGUCGCAAUACAUGAGAGGUGCCUCAGCCCUUUUCGCGUGGUGCGUUACCACCGACGACAUCGUCACCAUCCUCUGUCCGCCGCCUCCAGACCGAUUUAACCCAGGAGGAGCAACGAACAUGCAACUGGUCGAGCUGCCAAUCCUGACGGGAAUUGCCGGAGGCCAAGCUGUGUCCCGAAUUGACGUUAUCCACCCUAUGGUCCAUGGUGCCGAAGACUUCAGAUACCAGUUGUGGCCGGUCGAUGAGGUGCACAUUUGG
This is a messenger RNA of Ilyonectria robusta, 573 nucleotides long. RefSeq lists its product as uncharacterized. NCBI's taxonomy places the organism in Eukaryota, Fungi, Ascomycota, Sordariomycetes, Hypocreales, Nectriaceae. The transcript has a single exon. The record is from RefSeq and is a predicted model, not a curated record. The annotation marks the transcript as partial.